Messenger RNA from Tupaia belangeri chinensis (Chinese tree shrew), 905 nucleotides. RefSeq names its product ER membrane protein complex subunit 10 (gene EMC10). Gene Ontology annotation, cellular component: EMC complex. NCBI's taxonomy places the organism in Eukaryota, Metazoa, Chordata, Mammalia, Scandentia, Tupaiidae. The record is from RefSeq and is a predicted model, not a curated record.
CCCGGGGCAGCGGCUGCGGGGCCGGGGCCGCCGCGCGGGGGGCUGGGGCAGAAGGCCGCGAGGGUGAGGGCUGCGGCACGGUGGGGCUGUUACUGGAGCACUCGUUUGAGAUUGAUGACAGUGCCCACUUCCGGAAGCGGGGCUCGCUACUCUGGAACCCACAGGAUGGAACUUUGUCCCUGUCUCAGCGGCAGCUCAGCGAGGAGGAGCGGGGUCUACUCCGGGAUGUGGCAGCCCUGAACGGCCUGUACCGUGUGCGAGUACCACGGCGCCCAGGGACUCCUGAUGGCCCAGAAGCUGGUGGCUACGUCUCCUCGUUUGUCCCUGCGUGCUCCCUGGUGGAGUCGCACCUGUCGGACCAGCUGACCCUGCACGUGGACGUGGCGGGCAACGUGGUAGGCGUGUCGGUGGUGACGCAGCCUGGGGGCUGCCGGGGCCACGAGGUGGAGGACGUGGACCUGGAGCUGUUCAACACGUCGGUGCAGCUGCAGCCGCCGGGCACGGCCCCCGGCCCCGAGACGGCCGCCUUCAUCGAGCGCCUGGAGAUGGAGCAGGCCCAGAAGGCCAAGAACCCGCAGGAGCAGAAGUCCUUCUUCGCCAAAUACUGGCACCUCAUCCUGGGGGGGGCCGUGUUGCUCACAGCCCUGCGUCCCGCAGCCUCCGGGCCCGCGCCGCCGCCGCAGGGCCGGCCCCUGUGCUCCCUGGGCCUCUACCAGCUGGCCGAGGGUGGCUGCCCAGCCUGGGGAUCCUGCGCCAUCUGCCGCUACCCUCCACGCACCCCUCCGCCACACUGCAGCAGCUCCACACUUCCCUUGGCCCACAGGAUAGCGUCCAGGGUGGCCCUGGGCCGCUGUGACAGCUCUGACUUGUCCCCACCGCCAGCCCUGCACUUGGGGACAGGCUGA